AUGGCUUCUCGCUUGCUUCCCGACUCUCUCCUAGGUAUCCUCCAAGGAGGAGAACUCACCAAAGAUGUGUAUCGAGAUGUUCUCAUCCUGAUUACAGGAUUCAGUGCGAUCUAUGUCUUAGGUUUGGUGACUUAUCGUCUCCUCCUCUCGCCACUCGCACGAUUUCCAGGGCCCAAGCUCGCUGCUGCGACAAGCUGGUACGAAGCAUACUAUGAUGUUGUGAAAAAGGGCAAAUUCAUCUUCGAAAUUGAGAAGAUGCAUGACAAGUACGGGCCUAUUGUGAGAAUUAACCCACACGAGCUCUCCAUUCGCGAUCCCGAGUACUAUGACAAGCUCUAUGUGGCCGGUUCUGUACGCCCUACCGACAACUACCUGGGCUUCGCCAAUGGUCUCGACCUCGAAGGUUCUCAUCUCCUCAGUACGAGCCACGAACUCCACCGCAAGCGAAGAAAGCCUUUGGAGCCAUUCUUCUCUAGGCUUGGUGUCACCAGACUUGAGCCCAUGGUGGCGGAGGUCACCGAGAAUCUGAUUGUCAAGCGCUUCGAAAGUUUCAAAGGAAGCGGAAAGAUAGUCAGGCUCGACCAUGCUUUUCUGGCUUAUGCAGGGGACGUAGUCGGUAGGAUAUGCAUGGAUAACCCGCGCAACUUGGUUGAGGAUCCCGAAUUCGCUCCAGAUUAUUUCAACCUCUUCCAUACUGUGAUCAAAUCACUACCACUGUUCCUGAACUUCCCUUGGUUGAUUCAGCUUAUUCAGCUUAUCCCAGAGCACAUUCUUUUGAAGUUAGAUCCUCGAAGUCAGGAGUUUAACAAGUUUAGGCUCAUGUCUGAAAGCCACAUUGAUGAAGCCAAGAGGGAAAAAGCCGCUUCAGGGUCCAAGGAUACCUCGUUGAGUGGGCCCGUCACAAUUUUCCGGCAUCUCGUCAACAGUGACCUGCCGGCAUCUGAGCUGACCAGGGAGCGGCUUUCGAAGGAAUCUCAGGUCCUGCUAGGUGCAGGCACGGUCAGCACUGCUAGGACCUUGGAUUUUAUCAGUUACUACAUCAUGGCCAACCCAGCAAUCAGGAAACGCCUUACGGAAGAGCUUAGGCAUGACAUGGCUGGCUACCCGGAGAAGAAGCCUACUUGGGCCCAGCUGGAGAAGCUACCAUAUCUACAGGCCUUGAUCAAGGAAGGGCUUCGCUUGAGCUACGGCGUGAUGCAUCGCCUCCCCCGGGUCUCACCGCACCAAGCUCUCCAGUUCAAGGAGUGGGUAAUCCCCCCGGGUGUUCCCGUCAGCAUGUCGGCCUAUCUACAACACACCAACCCGGAGAUAUACCCGCGCCCAUAUGAAUUCAUCCCCGAGCGCUGGCUCGAGAAUGUUACGCCUUUAAUGACAAAGAACUAUGUGCCCUUUGCGAAGGGCUCAAGAAACUGUCUUGGCAUGAACCUCGUUUACUGUGAAUUGAACUUUGUGCUCGCUGCGCUGUUCCGCCCUGGCGGCCCUGACUUCGAGCUCUAUGAGACGGAUGAGUCUGAUAUCGCACAGGUACAUGACCUUGUCAUACCUUUGCCAAAACUGGACACGAAGGGCGUUAGAACUAGAUUCAAUUAG
Molecule: messenger RNA, 1590 nt
Organism: Xylaria bambusicola
Lineage: Eukaryota; Fungi; Ascomycota; Sordariomycetes; Xylariales; Xylariaceae
Product: cytochrome P450 family protein
Exons: 6
Coding region: 1-1590 (529 amino acids)
Molecular function (GO): heme binding; oxidoreductase activity, acting on paired donors, with incorporation or reduction of molecular oxygen; monooxygenase activity
Source: RefSeq, a predicted model, not a curated record